This is a messenger RNA of Triticum urartu, 585 nucleotides long. RefSeq lists its product as uncharacterized. Gene Ontology annotation, molecular function: DNA binding; DNA-binding transcription factor activity. The record is from RefSeq and is a predicted model, not a curated record. Gene Ontology annotation, biological process: regulation of DNA-templated transcription; ethylene-activated signaling pathway. Lineage: Eukaryota; Viridiplantae; Streptophyta; Magnoliopsida; Poales; Poaceae.
AUGCCGCCGCGUCGCUGGGAAACUUGGGGAUACCGCGGCGUCCGCGCGUGCCCCUCCGGCGGCUUCUCCGCCGAGAUCCGGUUCCGUGGGAUGCGCCUCGGCCUCGCCAAUUUCGACACCGCCAACGAGGCCGCCCGCGCGUACGGCGCGGCGGCGUGGCGCCUCCGGUGGCCUCAUAGAACAUUGAACUUCCCCAACAUGUCGACAUGGGAGCGGGCACAGGAGCUCGCGCCUCUGCCAUGGUUUAUCACCGACGAGGAUCAUCGCGAAAACCGGAGGCGGGAGCACCGUCUCCGCAUCAACGAGAUGGACGAGGAAGCCAUGGCGCUGUGGUGCCAACGCUUCCCACAGGACAUCAUCAACGAGCGCGAGUUCUACGCACAAAGGAGGGCGGAGAGGGAUAAGAGGAGGGUGGAGCGAGCCGCCUAUCGCGAGGACAAGCAUAGGAGAAAAGCAGACACUCAAUUCAACUUGAGGCUAGGAGCAGCGUCGCCCUGGAUAUCCGACGACGAUCGGUAUCUUCACACCUACAGUCAGACAUUGGAGGAGGACAUCACCGAGGAGGAGUCGGACGACGAGGAGUAG